This is a messenger RNA of Schistosoma intercalatum, 1327 nucleotides long. The record is from the annotation of a GenBank genome assembly. NCBI's taxonomy places the organism in Eukaryota, Metazoa, Platyhelminthes, Trematoda, Strigeidida, Schistosomatidae.
GGUUGUUCGGCGGCCUCUUCAAGUCUCGCCGAGUUUUCAAGGUUCUGCAUAGGGUGUUAAAUGUUACUUUUAAAACCACUAGCAUAAAGCGUUGAAGUAUAGAAUAAUCGUCUUUUGGACUACGCAAAUUUACGAAUUUGGAAUUUUCCGUCAGCUGUGGAAACUGAUCUCUUCAUAACAGGAAAUCCUAUGUAAUUGGGUAACCAAUUGAAAUGCCAUUGCAUUAUUACUCACUUCAAACUCGUUGUGCACACUGGUUAUUAGCUCGAAUCAGUCUCUUUCAGUCAGUUUGCCUGUUGUUAUGGUUAGGCGAGCGAGCUUAUCAUGAAACAGAGCCACCUAUACAUCCAUGGAUAGUUUAUACGUAUAUUGGCUCUGGUUUGAUCGCAUCAACUGGAAUAACGAGUCGUUUCUUAACACGAUUAUCAUUAACCAUAAUCCUCUUAAGUCAGUUGUACAUAACAUAUGUGUUUUGUUUAGAAAAACGUUUAGGGUAUUCAAAAUGUAUCCGUGCACGUAUUAGUUUAAGAUGUUUGACUACUAUUGGUGUAUAUUUUCGACUGCUUGGAGUGAAUGGCUAUAAUGAUAAACGAAAACAGACAGAUUCACACAAUAACGAUAACCAGGUUGAUCAAUUGCACAGAAUCAAGCCUACUACAAGUGUUUAUGCUUUCGGCUUAACUAUAAUGUCUGUAUCAUUAUGUUUAUUAAGUAUAUUCUGUAUACCUGUAGAAAUAUUCCAACUGGAUAGAGAUAUUCAAUUGACAGAAAUUAAUUCAACAUUAAUUCUAUCAAUGGACAAUUAUAUAUCUAAAUUGUUAAGUCUAAUUUUAGGCAUAUGUUUGUUAACAGCUGGUAUCAUCUACUCAAUUCCUGUAAUUAUACAUGAUCAAUUUCUAUUAAAUAAUACAUUUUCUUAUAAAAAUUAUUUAUUCCAAUUUGCUGAUUAUCUUAUUGGCUUUUCAUUUUUAAUAUUAUCUUUAAUUCGUGAUUGUAAUUUUAAUUAUUGGCAUAUUAAAGGAUGUGAAUUUUGGUUAGAAAUACGUGUACUUCUAGAGAAUAUUACUAUUCUCUUAGGUAUUUUUGUAAUAAAUGAUUUGCUUAUUAACAAUAGUGCAAGUAGCUUAAAUGAGAAAUAUUUAAAAACAUUGAAAGUGAAUAGUAAAUCAUUAAAAAGUCAAUAGAUUUAUGUAAAUAAAAGGAUUUCUCACUUUGUUACUUUAAUUUCUACUUCAUUUGUUGUUUUAUCAAAAGAUGUUUGUUUGUUUGUAUUUAACUGGUGAAUUAUAUGUAUUUUGUUUAUUGAAAUAGAAAAUGCGAACAAUAA